ACGUCACUUCCUGUCAGCUGUCGCUUCCGGAUGCGGUGAAACAGCAGAGAAGGAGGAAAACACCGUACGUACAUGGAUUAAUUUAAAUGUCAAGACAGCAUCCGUAAAGUCAGUGGAGACACCUUCCCAGGACAGAAUGGAUUCAAGGAGACAAACACCCAGCGUCGAGGACUGAGCUUUCACCGCGUUUUAAGUCGGGAGUUCCUUGAAUGUGCGCUUGUUUUUACUGAGCAGCCGUAUUUAUGUCUUCUAGCUAGCUUAAGCCAGGGUAGCAUUAGCUGGGACACGCAGACAAAUAGCUGCUCUCUCUUGUAAAACAUGACUCCUUUGUCCCACUCUUCUUGAUAUAUCGGUCACUUGUGCUGGAAGGAAUCGCUCUUUGCAGGUAUUAUUAAAACUGGAGAGCUUUCACAGUUUGUUUUGGCCACUUUGAGGUCGUGCAUACAUUGCUUGUUCUGUACUGUCAUCACAAGUAGUUAAACUGAAGAAACCUCUAUAUAUUUUUUACCCUGAGGUAACCAGGGUGCAUUGUAUCUGAAGUCACCCGUCAGUCUUUCAACUAGUGGGCGGAAUGGAUGUGAUCUGGACUGCUAUCAUGGCGCUGAAAACUCAGCAGACACUUUGUAAAUAACGCUUCCUUGUCAGUCUGUGGGCUCCUAUACUUCUCCUCCUCUUGCUGACAGAGCGCUUUACGCACAGUGUCUUGAAGUGGAGGAAGUCCUCCUCGUUUUAUUUUUGUCUCUUUGUAUUCAUCUUCUCUUUGACGUCGAUAAGAUCAUCGCUCAACAGUGAUCCUCUUGUCAUCCUCCUGCACAGUGAAGGAUGAAUGGCCUGUCUCUCAGCGAGCUCUGCUGCCUCUUCUGCUGCCCGCCUUGCCCCAGUCGCAUCGCAGCCAAGCUUGCCUUCCUGCCCCCUGAGCCCACGUACACCUUUCUACCAGACCCAGACACAGGUCCCGCUGCACAAGGGGCAACUGGGACAUCCAGCCUGAGGGCACGGAGUGGUGCAUCGGUCUCUGGAAGUGGUGGCGCCGGGGCUGUGGAGGGAAGAUGGAAGCUCCACCUGACAGAGCGAGCCGAGUUCCAGUACACACAGAGAGAGCUAGACACGACGGAGGUGUUCCUCACUCGGUCCAGCCGAGGGAACAGAGUCGGGUGCAUGUACAUUCGCUGUGUUCCCAAUGCCAGGUUUACAGUGCUCUUCUCCCACGGUAACGCUGUGGACCUGGGCCAGAUGAGCAGUUUCUAUAUUGGCCUUGGCACUCGCAUCAACUGCAACAUCUUUUCCUAUGACUAUUCAGGCUACGGUGUCAGCACCGGCAAGCCUACUGAGAAGAACCUCUACGCAGACAUAGAUGCUGCUUGGCAUGCUCUGCGCACACGGUAUGGCAUUAGCCCAGAGAAUAUUAUCCUGUAUGGACAAAGCAUCGGCACAGUUCCCACUGUGGACCUCGCCUCCCGGUAUGAGUGUGCUGCUGUGGUCCUUCACUCACCUCUAACAUCUGGCAUGAGAGUGGCCUUUCCCGACACCAAGAAAACAUAUUGCUUCGACGCCUUCCCCAAUAUCGAGAAAGUGUCCAAAAUCACGUCCCCGGUGCUCAUCAUCCACGGGACGGAGGACGAGGUGAUUGACUUCUCCCACGGACUGGCUCUGUUCGAGCGCUGCCCCAAGGCUGUGGAGCCUCUGUGGGUGGAGGGAGCGGGACACAACGACAUUGAAUUGUACAGCCAGUAUCUGGAGCGUCUGCGCCGCUUUAUAGGACAGGAGCUGGCAGCACAGCAUGCCUGAACACUACCGCCAGGAUCACCAUCAACAAGUUUAUCAUUUGCAUUUCUCUCUGCCCUUUUUAAAGCUUCGUCAAGAUCGGAGGAGAGUCCAUCAGGAUGACAGAUGAGGCUUCUUCAUUUUAUGGGGCACUUUAACCCGACAGUGGACCAUGUAUUCACACAAAAUGGAGACAAGAUGUGUGUUUAUUUACAUCCAAAGUGUGUGAGUGUGGAAAACUGCAUCCAGACUCUAGUUUUCUUUAGCAGUCACUUUAACAAAACAGCUGCCAUAUGUCAAACACAUGGCAGGAGAUAAAUUCCUUUUCUGUGCAAUAAUAUGGACCACAGGAACAAGACUUGACAUGAUGAUGAGGAGUUUUAAAAGAACAACAAGCUGUUGAGUAAUCGCGUUGGUCAGUUGCAUUGUGGUCCACAUGGAGGAUGUUGUCAUUUUUCCAGCCUGUUCAUAACGUGUGUGAACUUUCUUCUGAUCUUAACCCAAGUUAAAUGAUGUUGAAGCAUGGGAGGCACUUUAAAAAGACUCUCUGAAGUGCUUCUGACGGGUUGGAGAAUGUUUGGAUUCUAGUCCAAAAACAGCAGACUGUUUGCCACUGAGCUCUCUACAUGAUUUUAUGAGUAACACCUUCAAACUAAUGCAAUCCAAUCCCAAGUCCCCUGCAUUAGCUGCUAACGCUUUAUGUUUGAAUAAUGUAGUUAUUAUUAUUAUAAGCUUAUUUUUGCAUUGGACUGCAUUAUACUUAAAGCUAUUUCUUAUACCCUAUCCCUUAAUUACUCACAAACAAACAUAGAGAUACAAUUUCUUUCUGUACUCAACAUUUCGCUCAGGUAAGCCUUUAUUCUUCGUUAGGGUCCGUGUGUCCCGAGUUUGUCUUUGAUUUUAUUUUUGUUUUAUACCUACUCAGCUUAAUCCCAUCUGAUCCUUUGAGCAAAGAUUGAAUAUGUUCAUUCAGCGCUUGUGUUUUUAUUUCCUUCAUUUUAUCCAAGUGACUGAUCCCAAAACGGAGGUACAGACCAAACUGGGUUUUGCUGCGGCUGCUCCAGCCUUUAUUUUUUUCUUUCCUGUUCCACUUGAGUUUCCCUAUAAAAACCUUCCAGUCCUCACUUCACCAAGUCUGUAAUGAAGCAGGUCUGAAGCAAGUCCAAGAGCAACAAAAGAGAGAAAACUUCAUUAAGUUGAAUGUCUGAGAGUCUUUUACUCCUGUCUGCUUUGUUUUAGUCUCGCUCGAGUUGUUUAUGUCUAAUACCAGUGGGUCUCAGCUGUGAGCGAGGUUCCCGUUUCCCCCCUCGGUGUCUUGAACAGAGAAGCAGUACUAUAAUUAAACAGGCCUUUUCUCAUUCAGCCUGUUUCUAAUCCAUGAAUACUCUCUGAUUGUCGUCUUCUUUGCUCUCCAUCUUGAGGGGCAAUUUGAUCGACUCUAGUAGUGAAUGGAAACUUCUCAUUGGCACCGUGCGGUUUAUGAUUGUGAACAGAAAAACUCACAGAUAUUUGAUGUUCAAUGAUUGUCAAGCAGCGCAUUCUGAUAAUGUGGAAAUCAUCCUCACAUUUCAACAGAUAAGCACACGAGCAGACUUUUUAAUCACAGUACAAUGACGCUCUGAUUCUUAGUUUGUUUUUACAUUUUAAACAGAAAUAGAGGAAACCAAGAAGCUCAGCAUCACAAGUUAUAACUCUAUACAAUGUUGAUUUAUUAAUUGUAAAAUAUGGUGAGUAUUCUGUGCUACAAGUUAAAAUAAAACAGCAAACAGGCUUUUUUUAAGUCCUUUUUUUUCCUCACUGGUUUACAGUCCGUACAAGAACUGCCGAUAACAUCACUCUGUAUAUUUGUGUCCCACAUAAUAGUCGAGGAUUUUGGCACAACUCUUUUGAUAACACUAUUGAUUUUACUACACAGGAUUAUGUAAGAGUGGUACAGUACUUUUUCCAGCUGCUGGUGUGAAUUUUAACAUUUAAAACUGUCCUUUAUUGCACUUUUAUUGUGCUCAUUAAAGGAGGAAAAGCCCCUCGCAUGCAGUAAAUAAUCCUUUUCUAGUCGCAUCUUUAAGAACAGUGUACAAAAACAGCUACAACUUCACACCGGCUGGCUGCCCUCUUCAAGUUGGGUUUACUCAUGAGGGAACCCUUCCUCCUUCUUGCUUAUUUUAGAUCUAUGAGGAUAAAAUCAAGUGUUUCAGCUUACUGAGUUGUUGCACGUUCAACCAUUGACAUUAAUUAUUGCACCUUUAAACUCUUAAGGAAAUCUGAGAAGAUGGUUGUCUUUUUUCUUUUAAGGGAAGUCAGGUUUUCUUGUGUAUUUAUCAACCAAAGUGUAACUAUUCUGUCUUUUCUAGAGCUUCACCCAGUGUACCUGCUGUUUCUCUUGGUGUCAUCAUAACCAAAGCUACAAAAUAAUCAUAUUUGAGUUCACUUUUUAUUUAUCUAUCUGAUCUUUUCUGUUGUUCAUUUGCAUAAAGCUGAAUUGUACUUUUUUUUUUUUUUUCAGAUUCCUUUUAAAUUCUGUUUUAUCAUAUCAUGUUUGGUUUUGAAUGUGCAGCGGCAGAGUUUGAACAACAUUGAUAACCAAGUUAUGUGUGUGUGUUUGUGUGUGUGUGUGUUUUCUUUUAAGCUGUUAGGACUGAUCAUCUUUGGAGGAGUACAACUAAGCAAUACAGCAGAGAGUUGCCGUUGAGAAAAAAAAAGUGUGGGAUGAUGAAAGAAUAGCAGAGGAGCUUCAAGCACACAAAUGAAAAGCUGUUAAUGUUGUGUCUUCUAUUCAAAUGUUUGAAGUUCUGCUGUAACACAUCCGUGGGUCUCGUUUUGUCACCACACGUUGUUAUCCACUUUUUAUCAUACUGACUCAUUUCUAGUUUUUAAAGAUUUUGUCUUCUUUUCCAAGAUUUAAAGAGAAUAGGAGGUUAAUAAAACAUAAUCAGAAAACGGA
This is a messenger RNA of Notolabrus celidotus (New Zealand spotty), 4705 nucleotides long. RefSeq names its product abhydrolase domain containing 17A, depalmitoylase b (gene abhd17ab). Lineage: Eukaryota; Metazoa; Chordata; Actinopteri; Labriformes; Labridae. Bases 823 to 1788 code for a protein of 321 amino acids. Gene Ontology annotation, molecular function: palmitoyl-(protein) hydrolase activity. Gene Ontology annotation, biological process: protein depalmitoylation. Gene Ontology annotation, cellular component: endosome membrane; plasma membrane. The transcript is spliced from 5 exons. The record is from RefSeq and is a predicted model, not a curated record.